This is a messenger RNA of Cylas formicarius (sweet potato weevil), 2953 nucleotides long. It is a transcript of the gene Orc3, whose product is annotated as origin recognition complex subunit 3. Gene Ontology annotation, biological process: DNA replication; DNA replication initiation. Gene Ontology annotation, molecular function: DNA replication origin binding. Gene Ontology annotation, cellular component: nuclear origin of replication recognition complex; nuclear pre-replicative complex; DNA replication preinitiation complex. The transcript is spliced from 10 exons. Lineage: Eukaryota; Metazoa; Arthropoda; Insecta; Coleoptera; Brentidae. The record is from RefSeq and is a predicted model, not a curated record. Bases 494 to 2566 code for a protein of 690 amino acids.
AAAUAACAUAAAGUGAUAAAUAGUGAUAAAUUAAUGUCUCCCUUCAAUGACAGGCUUAUCCCCCAAUUUUGCCGAUGAACUAAUGGGAAUCAAUCUGGAGAAUUUUAAAACCGGAACCGCAGAUAUUCUGAGAAAGGUUGAUAGAGAAGAGAGGACUAUUAUUUGAAAAUAUGUACACAGGAGGCAGAGUAUAACAAGGCAACAAUAGAGAAAAGUCUACAUUUAACGUCCACUCACUGAAGUUCAAACAGUGUUUUCGUCUUUUUGUAUAAGAUAUUCGCACAUAUUUAUCCAAAGGACCACUCGCUUCAAACAUUGGGAUAGUGUUUUGGUUAAGUGUUUGUAUUCCGUGAUUAACCAGAAACAAUGAUAGAUACAUUCUCGCGCCUUCUGGUUUCAAAUGAUAGUUAACCUAGAAAUUUAAUGAUGGGUGUUUUCAUUCCCUUUUAUUAAUAGUGUCUCACAUUCAACAGUUUUUAAUAAUUUGCUUUAAAUGGAUGUUACGAUAUCUGUGUCAAAAGGUGUUUUUCCAUUUAAAAAUGAAUUUAAGAGGAAUAAAAUCAGUUCAAAGCCAGGAAGGUUGCAUACAGCAAGCCAUGCAAUUAGCCGGAACCUGUGGUACCAACAGAAUCAUAAUUUAUGGUCUCAAAUAUCAAAACAAAUAGAUCAAAUUACCCAAGAAAUGUUCACCUUAAGAACGACAGGUCUUUUGUGUUUUAUAAAGAACAGUUGCCAUCUCCAGAAUGAAAUUAAAACUGCAAUUCUCAUAACCGGUAUAAACAUGCCAGAUCAUGAUAUUCAGUUUAAAGCACUUGAAAAACAGAUUCGAACAGAAAUCACACCUUAUGUUGCAUGUUUAUAUAGUCAAGAUUGUAAUAAUUUGAAAUAUCUCAUGGAAAAUAUGAUCAGUCAGUUCAUAUACAAGGAUGUGGAUGACUCUGCAGAUGAUUAUAGGAAUGGCCAAGGCCUAGAUAUUAAAAAGAAUAACUUAAACUUGCCCCUUCUUCAAAGCUGGUAUGAGAGCAUCAACAAAAAUACUUCAGAAAAACAAAAAAAUCCUCUAGUGAUAAUCAUUCCAGAUUUUGAAGGUUUCAAUGUCAGUGUUUUACAGAAAUUUAUUUUAAUAGUUAGUUCUUACAUAAACCGAUUACCAUUUGUAUUUUUAUUUGGAAUUGCCACAUCUUUGACGUCAUUGUACAAUUUAUUCCCAUACCAUGUCACAUCUAAAAUGAGCAUAGAAGUUUUCAAAUGCCAAUUGUCAUCAGUUCAUCUUAAUAUGAUUUUGGAAAAUGUCUUCCUGAACCCAAACUGUGCAUUUCAGUUGGGGGGCAAAGUAUUCAAUUUAUUUGGUGACAUUUUUCUGUUUUAUGAUUUUUCUGUGAACAAUUUCAUCCAAAACAUUAAGUAUGCUGCAAUGGAACAUUUUGAAUAUGGAAAUGGGAUAAGUUUGUGUACUUUAGACAAAUAUGAACUUCAAGAUCUUAUAACCAAUCAAUUUGAUCAUGAGGAUUUUGAAAAUGUGCGACAAAUUUUUUCCUUUCGAAAGCUUGUAGAAAAUGAAUCACCCAAAAAUAAAAUAAAAUUGCUAACUGAUGAUGACUACUUUGGACAAGUUUUAUAUGAAAAGGUUUAUGAUCUUCAGAAAUACAUUAAAAGAUUUCAUAUAUUUUUAAGAUGUCUGCAUGUUUUAGUGAGAGAUUUGCCUGGACAUCCUCUAGGACAACAGAUUAGGGAAAUCUACGCAGUUGCUGUUUCAAACAAUAUAACGAAAAGUGUGGAAUAUAUGGAAUGUUUUAAACUGCUCAGUUUCCAGUCAAAAGAAGAAUUUUGCACAAAGCUUAGAAAAAUUACUGAUAUAUUAGGGUGCUACUUAAAUGAAAGAAGCAAAGUUACUAAAUUGAAAGAGUUCCAAAAUGAAUUGAAAAUGUUCUUAUACGAAUUGGACAAUAUUAAAUUGGUGGAACCAAAUUCCCAAGAACCUAAUGGGAAAGUACAUUUGGCAAAAUCUACUGAUAGGAAAGCUCUAAAGCAGGUUUUAUUUUUAAAAGCAAAGGAGAAACCAAAACUAGACAGGUAUGACAUUAUAAGACGAGAAGUGCUGGCUUGUUUGUCCCAGAAUUUCGAAGUAUACCUCCUUGAACCUUCCUCAUUUUGCUUCCAUGAAAUUUUUUUCUUUGAUGAUCUGUCCAUCCAAAAUAACAUAACAGGAGUCCAAAGAUCAGCAAUACAUAAUGCUUUAAAUGACCCACAUAGUUAUUUACAAUGCUCCUGCUGUGAAACAAAAAAUAAUUCCUUAAUAAAGGCCUGCAUGCCAGAUAUUUGCAUAGCAUAUAAAUUACAUCUAGAGUGUGGCAAAAUAAUCAACUUGUAUGACUGGUUGCAAGCUUUUUUAAGUAUCCUCGAUCCUAUAGAAAACGAUGAGGAGGAGGAAGGUUUGGAAAAAGUUGUGGAUCCCAGUCUACAAGCGCGUUUUACGCAGGCAGUAACAGAAUUGGAAUUCUUAGGAUUCAUUAAGAGUUCCAAACGAAAAUUGGAUCAUGUUUCCAGACUGACAUGGGGCGGGUAGCUUUUUAAUUUAAAAUUUUUAUAAUCCACCUUGCUUUUUAAAGAAUUUUGGAUUUUUGUACUUGUUUUUAAUAGUUGCUAUGAAGUAAUUUAUUUCUUUAUGUUACUAUCUACCUAUGUCUAUCAUUGGAUAAGUUGUUCCUAUAUGAGUCAGAAACAGUCAGAUUUCUGUACAGUAAGAUUAAAUGUUCAAUAAGGGAAAUCUGUUAGUUUGACAACUCAAAAUUUCACCUAAAUCCUCUUUUCAGUGUUAUUUGAUUUCAGGUAGGUAAUCAGUAACUAGUUAAUAUUUCUAAUAACUUUUGUAAAUGUUAUUCUAUCUUUCUUAAUUUCUUUUGCUGAGGGCAAUUUUAUAAUUUUUUCGUUUCACCUAAUCACUCCAUUAACU